Messenger RNA from Dreissena polymorpha, 2553 nucleotides. Its product is annotated as receptor-type tyrosine-protein phosphatase alpha-like. Gene Ontology annotation, biological process: protein dephosphorylation. NCBI's taxonomy places the organism in Eukaryota, Metazoa, Mollusca, Bivalvia, Myida, Dreissenidae. The transcript has 22 exons. Gene Ontology annotation, molecular function: protein tyrosine phosphatase activity. The coding region runs from base 1 to 2463 and encodes 820 amino acids. The record is from RefSeq and is a predicted model, not a curated record.
AUGCCUUGUGAGAAAGGAAUUCCCUUCAUAGCCUGUGGUUACAGAAGGUACGCUUGCGAAAACAGAAAAUUUGGUAAAAACUGUUUAAUGGACUGCAACUGUGAUGAAUGCCAUCAUAUUAACGGUUCAUGUGCCAUCUUUAAGCAGCAAUGCGACACUGGGUUUAAGAUGGACAAAGAUAUCUGUCAACCUUGUGAACGAAGACACUUUGGUCCUAAUUGUGCAAAUGAAUGCCAUUGUGAACAAUGCCAUAAUGUCAAUGGAUCGUGUGAUCUGUACACCAACAAUUGCGAUGGUGGCUUCCGACUUGACAAUGGGCUAUGUAAACCAUGCGGACAAAGACAAUAUGGCCAGAACUGUUCUACUGAAUGCCAUUGCGAAAGAUGCCACAAUGUCAACGGCUCGUGUGCCUUGUACAGUUCACAUUGUGACAUGGGCUACCGGAUGGAAAAUGAUCUAUGUAUAGAGAAUAGCGAAGCUUCAUCAAAACAAUCCUCAUCUUCUUCUGGAGCAAUUGGAGGUGGAUUUGCGGCUGCUGUAGCAAUUGUGAUCAUUGUUGCUCUCGUUUGCUAUAAACGCAGACGUUUGAACAACAACGGAAAUAAUCGUGAGUUUUUCAAUGAUAUCGCAAUGUGCUCAACGACACCACCACAAUCUACUGUUAAGUCAGAUCAACAGCCGAAUCUGAAAACUGACUCACGUGAUAAUAUAUACGCCAAUGCUAAAGAUAGUGAAUCCGAUUACUAUGGUUUCAAUGCCUUUGUUACUGGUAUUCAACUGCACGAACUAUGGACGUACAUUCGUGGCCAAAUCCAGAUUGAUGAGUUUCAGAAAUUACCUGCUGGUUUGAUUCGAAAGCACGACGUUGCAUCUGCUGAGUCUAAUAAAGGCAAAAACCGUUAUAAGGAGAUGUAUGCAUAUGACGAUUCACGAGUUGUCCUGACAAACGAGUGUCCAGAUGAUUCCGACUACAUCAAUGCCAGCUAUAUACAUGGAUUUGAUCAAUUGCAGAAAUUCAUCGCAUGUCAAGGACCUACUCAGGAAAUAAUUUCUGAUUUUUGGCGUAUGAUUUGGCAAAAGAAUAUUGAGAAAGUAGUCAUGCUUACAAAUCUCUUUGAAUUUGGAACGCUUAAGUGUCUUCAGUAUUGGCCAGACGAUAUAAACGGUGAGUUCAAAUACGGUGGUGUUCUUAUCAAGUAUGUCGGCAUCAAGGAAACAUUCGACUACAAUAUCAGAUCACUUGAAAUCACCAAGGAUGGCGAGACCAGGCGCCUCAACCAGUUCCAUUUCAAGUCCUGGCCUGAUAACGAUGUUCCAGAAACAACCUGGAGUCUAGUGGACUUUUGGAGAGCUGUUGCUAAGUGCGACGAUACCAGCACAUCCCCCAUUCUUGUACAUUGCAGUUCUGGUGUUGGCCGCAGUGGAACUUUUAUCGCUCUGGACAACUUGAUUGCACAAGCAAAGAUUGAAAACUGCGUCAGACCUCUCCACGUGGUUGAGGCUUUAAGGCAACAAAGAGUUAACAUGGUUCAAACAAAGGAACAGUACAAAUACCUGCAUGAAGCUUUGGCAGAAGCCCUUCUAAUUGGUACACAUCACUGGGUAACGAGACAGUUUGAAAGUAUCUACAACCUUAUGAUCGGAAAAGACAUUGAGUCGUCGAAGACACGAAUUGAGCAGCAGUUCGAAUUGAUAACCAAAAGUGCAUAUUACGCUAGGGGACAGAACGCAGCAAUAGCAACUGGACUAGUAAACGACCAUAUUGGAACUCAAAACGAAGCCAUGAUUAUGAAGGCGACGGAAUCCAAGCCGCAGUGUAUUGUCUUAUCAGCACUUGGAGAGAGCAGAGCGUUUAUAGCAUUGACUUCCUUACAUGAUGACACUGCAGAAAAUUUCUGGUCUCUUGUUGGGAAGCAGGCAUGUAAAACAAUGAUCGAGUUUUCAAAUCGUUCGGAAGGAUUGCAUAAGGCGGACACUUACCUUGGCCAGAAAAAGGGUGGGCGUGUCGGAAGAUAUUACGUCACCUUAACCGAGGAAAGCAACGAUCGCGGCUUUGAGGAGAGAACAUAUUCCUAUAAAGAAGACACAAAAGGUAGCAGUCUAAAGACUUUUAAACAGUUCUACAUGCCUGGUAUGAAUAAAGACCCGGACAGACAGUGCAUGCUUGAUCUAAUAGAGGCGAUAUUGACAUGGCAAAGUCAACUCUCGACCGACACACCGAUAUUGAUUAAAGAUGGUUCGAACUUUCACCGAAGCGGCCUUGUUAUGGUAUUAAUGAGCGAGAUAUGUCGCAUUGUGAAGCACGACGGAAAAAUAAACCUUGUUGAAACAGUUGUAUCAAUGAAACACCAAGAGAAACAUAUUAUCCAUAGCGCUGCUCAGCUUAGGAUCUGCUACGACGCAAUAUUGGCCUACGUUCAGAAACCAGGAAUCUAUCAAAAUUUGUGUUUAAGUACGGAAUAAACACGACGUGUUUGCAUACUUUUUGAUAAACACGCUAAGAUAUUGUUGUCUGUUUAUGAUGACUAUGACGUGCAUGAAGUGUUAAGUUAU